Messenger RNA from Triplophysa dalaica, 2046 nucleotides. It is a transcript of the gene farsa, whose product is annotated as phenylalanyl-tRNA synthetase subunit alpha. The coding region runs from base 36 to 1529 and encodes 497 amino acids. Gene Ontology annotation, cellular component: cytoplasm; cytosol; phenylalanine-tRNA ligase complex. NCBI's taxonomy places the organism in Eukaryota, Metazoa, Chordata, Actinopteri, Cypriniformes, Nemacheilidae. Gene Ontology annotation, biological process: phenylalanyl-tRNA aminoacylation. The record is from RefSeq and is a predicted model, not a curated record. The transcript has 13 exons. Gene Ontology annotation, molecular function: ATP binding; tRNA binding; phenylalanine-tRNA ligase activity.
UCCGGUUCCUCAUCCGAACAGAAGGCGACUCCAGCAUGGCUGACACCGGGCUUUUAGAGUCUUUAUUGCGGCGGGUAGAUGCGGCUGACGCCGGGAUUGACAGCCAGGAGGCCGCGGCGGGUCUCGGCCUGGAUCACCAGCUGAUCGUGGGGGCCGUGAAGAGUCUGCAGGCUUUAGGAGAGGUGAUCACAGCAGAGCAGAGAUCCUCAAAACACUGGGAGCUGACGGGAGAGGGCUGUGAGAUCGCGGAGCAGGGCAGUCAUGAAGCCCGGGUGUUCAACGCCAUCCCUGCCGAGGGUCUGCCGCAGAAUGAGCUCAUGAAAAUGCCAAGUGGGAAGGUGGGAUUCAGCAAGGCCAUGUCUAACAAAUGGAUCCGUUUGGAUAAAGGUCAUGAGGGAGGGCCCAGAAUCUUCAAAACUGCGGAAACCAUUGAAGACACGGUGAGAGAGAAACUGCAGCUGGUGCGCAAGGGACAGUCCUCAAAACUGGAAGAGAAAGUCAAGAACGAACUGAAGAAACGCAAGCUGCUCGCUGAAGUGACUAUUAAGUCAUACCGGAUCACUAAAGGAAGCGAUUUCAGUACCACCAUCACAAAACCAGAGACAGAACUCACAUCAGAGAUGAUCGCCAGUGGGAGCUGGAAGGAGAAGAAGUUUAAGCCGUAUAACUUUGAAGCGAUGGGCGUGGCUCCAGAAUGUGGUCACCUGCAUCCGCUCUUGAAGGUCCGGACACAGUUCAGACAGAUCUUCCUCGAGAUGGGGUUCACGGAAAUGCCCACUAAUAACUUCAUCGAGAGCUCCUUCUGGAACUUUGACUCUCUGUUUCAGCCCCAGCAGCAUCCGGCUAGAGACCAACACGACACCUUUUUCCUCUCGGACCCAGCACUGGCUCAUGAGUUUCCUCAGGAUUAUCUGGAAAGAGUGAAGAAGGUUCAUUCUGAAGGUGGUUAUGGAUCACAAGGAUACAAGUAUGACUGGAAAAUUGAAGAGGCUCAGAAGAACAUCCUGAGAACACAUACGACGGCGGUCAGCGCUCGGAUGCUGUAUAAACUCGCACAGCAGGAGAAGUUUACACCAGUGAAGUACUUUUCCAUCGAUAGAGUUUUCCGUAACGAAACUCUGGACGCCACUCACCUGGCAGAGUUUCAUCAGAUCGAGGGCGUGGUGGCCGACUACGGUCUGACCCUGGGUGACCUCAUGGGCAUUCUGCACCAGUUCUUCACCAAACUAGGAAUUACAAAAUUACGUUUCAAGCCUGCAUACAAUCCUUAUACCGAACCUAGCAUGGAAGUGUUCAGCUAUCAUGAAGGUUUGAAGAAGUGGGUGGAGGUAGGGAAUUCUGGGGUCUUCAGACCUGAAAUGCUGCUCCCCAUGGGUCUUCCGGAGGGUGUGUCUGUCAUCGCCUGGGGGCUGUCGUUAGAGAGACCUACAAUGAUCAAGUAUGGAAUAAACAACAUCCGGGAGCUCGUGGGGCACAAAGUGAACCUACAGAUGGUCUACGACAGCCCUAUAUGUAGACUGGACGCUUAAUCUAUCCGUACUCAUCUCUCUACGCAGAAUAACUCUUUUUACAAAAGGCUUGUUGACAGUGUUCUCAGUGUAUAUGGAUUCAUUGACACAGUCUUGACUGGCCUUGACGUUGUUACUUUCUAAAUGAUAACACAACACCAUGAACUACAUAUCUUCUGCUCGGGCAUUAGUUAAAAAAUGAACCUGUUGGUUCAGGCUGCCAUCAAAGAUUUAGUGGAUUUGAAUAGAGAGGAGUAUAUUCACUUCUUUGCAUGUGGACUGCGGUGGUCUUGAGUCCUCAACAAAUGAUAUUGUGCACACUAAAUGCCAAAUACAAAAAUCUACUGUCAAAGUUUGGUUAGUGUCCGUCACAUUUCAUGAUUUUAAUUGAUAUGUCAUCUGUUCCACAGCCAAUUUCCCAUCUAAGCCUUGCAUGAACAGCCACAUGGGUUGUUCCCACAGCCAUGAAUACAAUGGAAACUGUUAAAAACCUCCACUGUAGAAAUGCCCAAAUUAAAAAUGUUUCUUGUUAAAAGUU